Molecule: messenger RNA, 1335 nt
Organism: Leishmania mexicana MHOM/GT/2001/U1103
Lineage: Eukaryota; Euglenozoa; Kinetoplastea; Trypanosomatida; Trypanosomatidae
Exons: 1
Coding region: 1-1335 (444 amino acids)
Source: RefSeq, a predicted model, not a curated record
AUGGAGAAUAUUAAGGAGGAAAUUUGCCUGGUGGCAAAUAUAAUUGAUCGGCUACUCGCAGCAAAUGGAAGCUUGCGCGCGGAUGAGCUGGCUCCGCUUAUAAAGCGCCUGCGCGUGGCAGCAGGGGAGUUGUCUCAUAUUGAUCAGCAAUCACAAUCCGGCCCAGUUCUGUCUCCUUUUUCACGGAACGGUGACGGCAUCGAGGGCAAUGGAGGCGGGAGUAGACAAGGCCUCUCCAAGUUGCAGCUGUCAAAGUCUCUCACAUCUUUGGCGGCGACGCGGAAGCAGAUACGAGAGUGUCGCACUGCCUCUGCUACAUCUAAGAAAACAGGAGAUUCAAAGGUGUUCGUAUCUUCGGAGAUCUCGCAGUCGGUAUGCUGCGCGCUUUACAACCUACUGGAGGGAACCACGCGUCUGCUUCGUGCUUCCCACGGCCAUAUUUUUGUGAAGCGGGGUGGUGAUAUGUUUUCGAUAGCAAACGUGUCUAGAAAGUUGGGGUUUCCACCUCUACAGGUUCAUCAUAGAUGCCUUGGCAGCGCAGAUGCUGAGGUUCUCGGCAGCUCCAUUGCGUUGAACCGCAACGUCGACGAAGUUGGGAGAAAGAGCGCCGUUCUGAUAUUUCCAGUUCACACGCUCCUCUCUGAAGGCGGACAUGGCGAGCCUAUCGCAACAAUUCACGUGGAGCGAAGAGAGCAUGCUUUUUUUCCGUUUAGUGAAAGUGAUGAAUAUACACUUCACUUUGCUUCGCUCUUCUGCGGUGAGCUGAUGUCCCGUAUUCCGCAGAUCAACUUCCUUGAGACAUUUUACGACCCGUCAACGCAACUCAUUGUUGCGCCGUUUGAGCCGUACUGCCCUGUAGUAUUGCCGCCCAUAGAGCGUGGCAUCGUGCCGAUGCUUGGGGGUGCAGGAAAGCAGUCAUCCGAGGACCCGGAGUAUGCGGCACGAGCGGUUUCUCAGCUGACGCGGAGGAUCAGCGCGCGUGCUCCAGAGAUUCUAGUUCGCCGCGAGAGUCGUCCAUCAAACAAUACGAAACCGUUUGCUCCUGGUGUGGCACAUAUGCCGUCGCUGCUGGAAAUCAAAGCUUACGUUGAAAAUCUGCAAUCGUGCUGGAAGAAAAACAUGCUGGACAAUGUUGACCUGCUAGAGCUGGACCGUGGGACUCAGCAGGACUUGAAAGUAGCAAGAAGCGAACUGGCUGCCACACGCCGUGAGCUUGCUGCCACAGCCGAUAAGCUGCGUCUGUAUGAACUUGGUGCAUGGGACUACAAGCGUGAAUAUGGCGCCAUAAAGUCGGAACUAGACGCUUACAUGGAUAGCCUCGAGCGUCUGCACUGA